AUGCACGCAGCCGUGCACUUACAAAGACUCGAAAAAAGACCAGGGCAGCCACUAAUGGCGGCCAGUGGCUCCGCCCCAAGACCCCGCCGCCUCCAUGUAACAUGCCGAGCGACCAAAGAACGUUUCCUCAUAGACACAGGCUCCGAUGUAAGCGUAUAUCCCCGUUCGAUGACAACAGGACAUACAUUGCCAACGAAUUACGAGUUAUUCGCAGCAAACGGUUCUCUGAUCACUACAUACGGAUGGAUCACGCUACAACCAAACCUAGGACUACGACGUUCAUUUCCAUGGCGAUUCGUCAUAGCAAACGUCACAUCACCCAUUAUCGGAGCAGACUUCCUAAGCUACUACCAUCUCCUACCGGACUUACAAAAAGGAGUGCUGGUGGACGGGAAAACAGAGCUACACAUCAAGGGUACAGCAGAGGCAGGAUCCAUUGAGUCAAUAAAGGUAUUGACAAUCGAAAACAAAUAUCAUCGCAUCCUCGCGGAAUUUCCCGAGAUUACAAGAGCUACAACUAGGGCGCGGACCAUCAAACACUCCACCGUGCACCAUAUCGUAACUACAGAGGGACCACCGGAGGCAUGCCGCCCUCGUCGGCUAGAUCCGAAUAAACUAAAAGCAGCAAAAGUAGAAUUCAACCUCCUGCUACGAGAGGGGUUAUACAAGCAUCAAAAAGCCCUUGGUCAGCCCCUCUACACAUGGUUCAGAAGAAAGAAAACGCAUGGAGACCUUGCGGAGACUACAGACGCCUGA
This is a messenger RNA of Camponotus floridanus (Florida carpenter ant), 756 nucleotides long. RefSeq lists its product as uncharacterized. Gene Ontology annotation, biological process: proteolysis. Lineage: Eukaryota; Metazoa; Arthropoda; Insecta; Hymenoptera; Formicidae. The transcript has a single exon. The record is from RefSeq and is a predicted model, not a curated record. Gene Ontology annotation, molecular function: aspartic-type endopeptidase activity. The coding region runs from base 1 to 756 and encodes 251 amino acids.